AACAAAAAAAAAGAAAUUUUUAGAGAAAAGACAAAACCUGGUGUUCUCUCUCUCUCCAUGUAACUGUUUGAUAGUUUAUGGAGGAACCUGGUGUUUUCUGAAUAAGAUUUGGCUACCAUGAGCUGAAUUAUAAUAAAAUCAUAUAAAAAGAGCCGUUUUGAAAGCCCGAUCGGUUGGACCUAGGACCAGCGAUGCGUGAUAAUGCGUCUUCUCCAGUUCUACAUCAUUUGUUGACUCGAAAUCAAACUGAUCGAAGUAGAAACGGUGUCGUUUCAGUUGCAAUUUAUGGGAAAAAAAAAAAAAAAAACCCAUCCGACUUCUUCUCCCGCUGAGUUCCCAGAGACCAUUGAAAUCCCCAAUUCCUUUCCCUCUUACCAAUUCCUCUUCCUUCGCUGCAAACUCAAAUCUCCAUCUCGGAGCAGGCCUGAAGCUACCUUGCGGCUGCAACUAUUCAACUUGGGGUUCGAAGAAUUUAAGGUGCUUUUGCGAGGGUAAAUGGGGAAAUGAGGUUCAAUAACUUGUUGAAGGUUAGUGAGAUUUAUGAAAAUGCUACAAUGUUCUUAAACAUUUUGCACUAGUAGGAUUGAGAGAAAGUGAGUUAUAGAAAAGUGGGCUCAUUUCAAGACCUUUAAUGAGCUAAAUACUGAUACAUAAAAGUGAAGGUGAAGUAUGAGGGAUUUGAAGUUCCCAAAACGUUACUUGAUUGUUAUUCUAACCUUCAUCAGCACUUGUGUUUGCUAUAUUGAACGAGUGGGUUUCUCUAUUGCGUAUACUGUUGCGGCUGAUGAUGCUGGUGUAAACCAAUCAAGUAAAGGCACUAUACUUUCGACAUUCUAUUAUGGUUACGCCUGCUCCCAGGUGCCUGGAGGAUGGGCAGCUCAGAGAAUAGGAGGAAGGAAGGUUCUUCUCCUCUCAUUUGUUUUAUGGUCAUCAACUUGUUUUUUGGUCCCACUAGAUCCUAAUCGAGUUGUAACCUUGGUAGUUGCUCGCUUGCUUGUUGGUGUUGCACAAGGGUUCAUCUUCCCCUCCAUUCAUACUGUUCUGGCACAGUGGGUCCCACCUCAUGAAAGGUCCAGAUCCGUAUCUCUUACAACUUCCGGAAUGUACCUAGGAGCAGCUAUGGGAAUGCUUGUCCUUCCAAGUUUAGUGAAAUACAAAGGCCCCCAGUCUGUAUUUCUUGCUGAAGCAGCAUUAGGUGUUUUGUGGUCUUUGCUAUGGUUCAAAUAUGCAAGUGAUCCUCCUCGCUCUGAGCAUCCAAAAGCUGCUGCUGCAGGGUUUGGAGAAUCUUUGCUGCCAAUCAAAGGCUGUCAAAAGAUUAAAAUGGAGAAUGGAGGUAGUGCUAUCAAAACUGCCAAAAUUCCGUGGAAGAGAAUUUUAGUUAGUUUACCGAUCUGGGCAAUUGUGGUAAAUAAUUUCACAUUCCAUUAUGCAUUGUAUGUGCUGAUGAACUGGCUGCCAACUUAUUUUGAACAGGGCCUUCAGCUUAGUCUUCAGGAAAUGGGUUCUUCUAAGAUGAUGCCUUAUCUUAACAUGUUUAUAUUCUCAAAUAUUGGUGGGGUGGUUGCCGAUCACUUGAUCACAAAGAGAAUCUUAUCUGUGACCAGAACACGGAAGUUCUUAAACACCAUAGGAUUUUUUGUUUCUUCUCUUGCAUUGAUGGCACUUCCUAUUUUCAGAACUUCUACUGGGGCAGUUUUCUGUUCUUCUGUUGCUCUUGGCUUCUUGGCACUUGGGAGGGCUGGGUUUGCAGUGAAUCACAUGGAUAUUGCUCCACGAUAUGCAGGAAUAGUCAUGGGAGUUUCUAAUACUGCUGGUACUUUAGCUGGGAUUAUUGGUGUUGAUCUUACUGGCCGGCUUCUUGAAGCUUCUAAAACUACUUAUUCAGACCUUUCGAGUGCAGAAAGUUGGAGAUCAGUGUUUGUCAUACCUGGGUUGCUAUGCAUUUUUAGUUCUUUCAUGUUUUUGCUAUUCUCAACUGGAGAGAGGAUUUUUGAUUAGGCAGACUUUUUUCUCAUUAUAAUCUUUUGCAGAAGAUUAUUACCAUCUGAUGGUGAAUUGAAUAUUUGAAUUUCUACUUGAGAAUCUUCUGAUUCUUGACAUCUGCAUUGAGAGGGUGAAAGUUUAUGAGGCUAUGAAUAUUGGAAGUGGUUGGAAUACAGUGGACAGCACUCAUUUUUUGAUUUGUGAGGGUAAAUUUACUUGAAGGCCAUGUACCCUUCUCUUUCAGUUUCAUACUAGGUUAGAUUCAAUUUUUUUUGGCAUAUAUUGUUCCUAAUUUGAUAAUUCUGAUUGCAAUCAACACUGAAUUCACCUAAAACCAUGUGGUUAUGGUGAUAUUAUUUUCACAAGCUGUGGCAACUAUUAUAUACCUCACUAUGUAUGAGACUAUGAGUACUUGUACCGUUAUGAGUUAACUAUGUACCACUUGUGGAAGUCAAUUGUAUUUCAUUUUUUA
Molecule: messenger RNA, 2455 nt
Organism: Hevea brasiliensis (rubber tree)
Lineage: Eukaryota; Viridiplantae; Streptophyta; Magnoliopsida; Malpighiales; Euphorbiaceae
Product: probable anion transporter 5
Exons: 2
Coding region: 670-1998 (442 amino acids)
Biological process (GO): transmembrane transport
Molecular function (GO): transmembrane transporter activity
Source: RefSeq, a predicted model, not a curated record